This is a messenger RNA of Calidris pugnax (ruff), 1519 nucleotides long. RefSeq names its product myosin, light chain 3, alkali; ventricular, skeletal, slow (gene MYL3). Gene Ontology annotation, molecular function: calcium ion binding. Lineage: Eukaryota; Metazoa; Chordata; Aves; Charadriiformes; Scolopacidae. The record is from RefSeq and is a predicted model, not a curated record. Bases 112 to 693 code for a protein of 193 amino acids. Gene Ontology annotation, cellular component: myosin II complex. The transcript is spliced from 7 exons.
GGGAUAAAGACCUGUGUGUGCUGGUGAUUUAUUCUGCAGCAGCCACCUCUUUCCUUUCUGUCUGUCUGUCUCCUUCUCUGCCUUUCUAAAACAGCCCAUCGGCAAACCAACAUGGCUCCAAAGAAGCCUGAACCUAAGAAGGCUGAACCAAAGAAGGAAGAACCCAAACCAGCACCCAAACCAGCAGAACCAGAACCCAAAAAAGAAGUUGAAUUUAACCCAGCUUCUGUCAAAGUUGAAUUCACCCCUGAUCAGAUUGAAGAAUUUAAGGAAGCGUUCUCACUCUUCGACCGGACUCCUAAAUCUGAGAUGAAAAUCACAUACGCACAAUGCGGAGACGUCUUGAGAGCUUUGGGGCAGAACCCAACCCAGGCCGAGGUCAUGAAACUGCUUGGCAGACCCAAACCAGAAGAGAUGAACUCCAAGAUGAUUGACUUUGAGACCUUCCUGCCCAUGCUCCAGCAUAUUGCCAAGACGAAAGACACGGGCACCUAUGAGGACUUCGUGGAGGGUCUGCGUGUGUUCGACAAGGAGGGAAAUGGAACAGUGAUGGGGGCUGAACUCCGCCACGUUUUGGCUACGCUGGGUGAGAGGCUGACUGAAGAUGAAGUUGAUAAGCUAAUGGCUGGUCAGGAAGAUGCCAAUGGCUGUAUCAACUAUGAAGCUUUCGUGAAACACAUCAUGGCUAACUGAAUGCCAGGACAAGAUAGGCGCCGAGAACCCCAGAUGCUGGCCUUGGAUUUCGAUGUAAUAGAAUGUCUUCUCAUUUUUCAGCCCAGAUUCCCAUUACAGAGCUACAAAAUGUGCUGUCCCUGAAGUUAUUUGGAUAAAUGUUUUCUUGAUUCUUUUGUCUUGUUCUCUCAUGGGAAGAGGGUGGCCUCUGUGGAGAUUCAAUACACUCAGGAAACAGAAGAAACUGGAAUCUGAACUAUGAAUACCUGGGCAUUGUCUUUUUUUUUUUUUUUUUUUUUGCUACAGAGUAUAAAUAGCAAUAUGAAAUUAUUAAGGGAGAAGGGAGAACAGGGGAGUAAUUUUUCAUGACUAAAUCAAUCAAAAAUUGUAUUUAUCAUCUAGCCACAACCUUCCCUUCCCUCCCCUGUUCCUUCCAAAACAACUGGACCUUUUUCUUUGUGUUUAAUUUGUAAAAAAACAGCUGUAAGAGAGUAAGGGAGAAAAGAAAUUAAACCAAUUGUAUAAAUCUCAUGUAUGCAAGGUAUAUUCUUAAUCUUUAAAGAAAGAUAAUAAAAGUAACAUGCUCAGCAAUCAGCAACAAACACAACCUCAUUCGUAUGUUUCUCAGCUCUGGGAAAUACCACAAGUAAAAGAAGAAACUAAAGCAAAACAGAAGUGUACACAAUGUUUGCUAAAAAGCAUCUCUUCUCCACGAGGUUAACUUCCCUUUCCAAGAGUCUGACAUUUGAAACAAGUAAAAUGUCUUUCCCAACGCAAACUGGAAAUUGUUCUAAUAUAUGUAUUGGUUCUUGUAGCUUUUUGCAGUAAAACAUGGGAUUCUUUGUCA